GCGACGAUCGGCGUAUCAAAUGUAAAAAUGUCUGGGUCUGGAAGAGUCAUGCUGUUUUUGCAUGACACAGAAGGUCUGGCAUGGAAGCUCUAGCAUCACAGGUCUCGAGAAGCGUUCGCAAUGCCGGAUCCGCAUGACAAAUCCCUGAUUUUGGUGACAGAAAGUGGGCAGCUUUUGCUGCUUAUGCAUGAGAGAUUUUCAUUUUUCUGUGUUCUGAAAUGCGCAUCACAAGUUUCAAACUUCCAGACCCAGACAUUUUUGCAAUUGAUACGGCGCGGCGUUCAUCAAAUUGGAAUCGCAGCACGAGUAUCAAAUGCAAAUAUGUCUGGGGCUGGAAACUGGUGAUGCUGGCUUGGGAAUGGUGGACACACUGCAAUACGCAGCCAAGCAUGACAAGUUUUUGAGCUGCUAUGUGUUGCGAGUUCUGCAUGGCAAACUGCGCUUUUGCAUGACAGGCAAGAGACUCUCAUCCUGCUCAUGCAUCACAGAGUUAGGCGUCAUGAGAGACAAGCAUGGCAAACUUCCAAUCUUCCAGAACCAGACAUAUUUGCAAUGCAUAACGAGCAAGACCUGUUUUACGCCAACGCCGCGAACACCCCGGGCUUGGGCGUCAUGAACUGGAUCGACGGGGGCAAACGCGCAUAUGGGGUUCUCAAUUGUUACAUUCUCAACUGUUACAUGAAUUUGUGAUGCAAGAAUAGCAACAGGAAAAGGCCGGAUCUUGCAACUCUUGCAUUACAAAUUCGGCACAGAUUCCCUUUCCCAUGCUCUUUAGCGCUUCCAAAAUUUGUCAUGCGAGGCAGCUUCACUGUGUGGACGUUGGUGCUCAUUUUGCAUGACAAAUCAUGUAACAGUAUGAGAAUGUAACAGUUGAGAACGCCAUAGCGCACUGCAGCUCCAAGCCACGGUGGACAGCCGCGUGAAGCUCACGCUCGCUUUGGG
Messenger RNA from Amoebophrya sp. A120, 942 nucleotides. Lineage: Eukaryota; Dinophyceae; Syndiniales; Amoebophryaceae. The record is from the annotation of a GenBank genome assembly.